UCUUACACUUUAAAUCACGUUCUUAUGUCAUGACGUAUUUGAUAUUAAAGGAAGAUGUUUUAUGCAAUAACUGUGGGUGUCAUAUUUAAGAUUGUCGAUGAAAAAUGAAGAGAAAGGGAAAUGUAAUCUGAAUUUUAUAUAAGAUACAAUACAUAAACAUGUGACAAAGUUUAUAAUAUCAAAUAAUUGCAACUUGAGAGAUAAUUAGAUUGCAAUUUUUAUUUUUAUUCAAUUGAUAAGAUAUCAGUGUAUGAUAUUAAACUUAGAAAACUUUAUAUAUUCAUUUUGCAUUCCCAGCUAACUUUGAAUUCCCUACGAACCUUCCUUAUUCAGAUUCAUCAAUUAAUAUAUUUAAUCUCCCUGAAAACUAAAAAUAAAUUGAGGAAACAUUUUUUUUGUUGUUUACGCGUGAGAAAAGUAUCUUGUCGAUGACCCUCAACAAAAAAGAAAAUAAAAUUGAAACAAUUUUGAAGUGUUACAAAGUUUACUUGAUAAUGAUGAGUGGAUUUGUUUACUAUAGUAUUUUCUUUGUCGAUAACUUGAAAUAACAAAUAACAAAUACCUAGCUCAAAAUAUUAUACGGCGCAUAGUUUCUGUUUUGAAAAUAUGAGGGGAUACAUUACGUGGCUUUAUUAUCAAGCUUUACUGUCAGCACACGAAUAUCUAGUGAAGAGUGAUGAAUUUGCAUUAAAGCAAACAUUUUUAUGAUAACUGCUUACAUAUUUUAAGUGACCGGUGACAUAUACAUCUUCUUUAAUUGAAAAAUUUUCCAUACUGAAUUGCCAAACGAGUCAAAAGUUUAGCAUUGAUAAUGGUGAAUAUCUAUUUAGGUCGAGUACUGAAGCAAUUGCGUUUCAUUUCUUAUUUUUCUGGAAAUUUUCACUUUUAUAAAACGUGUUUCUUAGAUGUGUUCUGUUGUUAAGUGUUUAAAAUAUUCCCAAUUUAAAAAAAUCGAUUUCGCAUAAAAAUUAUUCACUAUUCUGCUCAAAACAGCAUCGCAAUAGAACGCAAUAUCUCCAAAUUUCACUUCUUUAUUAUUAAAGAAGUUUGAUUUUUGAAACAUUACCUAAUUAUAAUGAAAAUAGUCAUUGUCUCUAACCUUCUACAAAUUCGUAAUAUUAGGUAUUUAUUACGUUGAAAAUUCUUUUUAAAAGCUAAACACUAUCACCUUCCACUUACACAUUGACAGAAUCAUGUAAUAUUCAAUGUUUUGGUUCAUGUUCAAUGUUUCACAUUCAUUGUUUACAACGUUAAAAUAUAAAAACAAAACGAAAACUCAAACCUUCAUUUAGUCGUUUGCUGAAAGCAGCAUUAAGAACUUGUUAAGAAAAGAAAAGUAGCAACAAAAAUUUCUAGAAAAAAAGAAGAAGAAAACAUUUAAGAACUGGAAUAAAUACAUAAAAAAAAGAAAAAAGUGACUGAAUUGAGGAAAAAAAAGUGUUGAGUUUUUUCUGAAGAAAGAAACAUUAAAAACAAUUGGUUUUGAAAUAGCAAAAUAAACUUAAAAGUGAAAAUAUUUUGUAUCAUUAAUUUUUGACCUAAAAGAGAAAUCAAAAUGACCAUCGCAGAUUCAUUAAACCAGCUUAAAAUGCAGAUGCAUAUGGAGAGACAAAAUGAAUUUCUCAUGAUUGGACGUUCCACUUCAAUUGAUCACGGAGAAAUGAAUAAACUCUGUCGACAAGUUUCCAUCGAGUCACCUAAUCUCAUGAGUAAGGAUUGUGUUUAUAAUGCCAUUGUACCGGUCGCUGAUUGUCCACCUCAUGGAGCGAGAAUUCUCGUUGUGUAUGCUGGUGCCUGUUAUCGUAAAACUCGUGAUACUUCAUGUACCAGCAUAUCCAGUAUGUCAUCAGAUUUGACUCGAGAACUGUCUGAUAUUUCAAUCACUGCCGCGACACUUCAACAAAUGCAAGCAUCAGGAUCGUUUGGUCGUUUAGAUCAAAUGGGGCAAUCAUCUCCAUCUAAUUGUGGUUUUAGAGACGCUGCAUUGUUUCCUGGAUUCGAAGUUGCUGGUGUAAUUGAAACGCUUGGGUCGGAAGUUGGUGAAGAUUGUGGAUUUAAAGUAGGACAACGUGUGAUUUUAUAUCCAUAUGAGGGACUCCCAGCUGGUUAUUCCGAGCUCUUUGUUGUUCCUGAAUUAAAAUAUCUUGUUCCAAUUCCUGACACACUUGAAUUGAGUAUCGCUGCGAUGCUUCCAACUGGCGCUCUCUUGGCAAUGAGUUCAAUUCUUUCCGCACAUAAAAUUGUUGACAAUUUGAAGGCAAAACGUGGUGAGACUACACCGAUUAAAAUUCUUAUUGUGGGAACUGGUGGACUUGCAUUGUGGGCUGUUCGUAUUGCUGCACAACAUUUCUAUACAAAAGAGUCGAGAGAAAAAAGUAGAAUUGAACUAACCGUUGCCUGUUUGAGAGAUGAAGGCUUGGAAUUGGCAAAAAGUGAAUUCGAGAAAGUGAAUAUCGUUCAGUGGAGUGAAGAUCUGUAUGAGAAACAACUCAUUGAAAGAACUCAAAAUGCUUGUAAAGGUCUUGUAGACAUUGUUAUUGAUUUCGGCACUACAUCACGUAGUUUGCAUAGAUCAUUACAAUGUUUGAAUGAAGGCGGUGUUGUACUGAUUAGCGAUGAAGUUGCUGAAAAACUUCUACCGAAAUUUUCACGAAAGGCUGAAGAAAGAAAGCAACAUAUCGAGCCAGUGCCAACAGGAACAAUCGAACAGUUGUAUGAUCUUGUUAAACUUGUUGCUAACAAAGAUAUUAUACCACCCCCACACUCCGUUUUCCCAUGUGAAGAAGCAGCUGAAGUUAUAAGAAAGCUCGUCAAUUCGGAAAUUCCUGGACGAGCCAUCCUCAAAUUCCACGACAUUGAGUAAAAAGUAUUGACAUUUUGGUUAAAUAAUUUUGGUUUCCUUAUCUUGAAAAACAUAUUAAAACAGAAGUUGUUAUCCCAUCAAUAAUCCAACCAAAUAAAAGAAAGCUUUCAUGUAAGUUGAGGCACUUUGUAGUAAAACAUUCAAUUAGAACAUUGUUUUUCUACACAUCAGCAUUCAAGAAUGCUUUAAAAUUCAUAAAGUUGAAAAAAAACUUUGAAAAAUGUUUUCAUGUCAAAGAAAAAUAUCUUGGAUAGAGAAGUGGAAUGAGAAAAUAUUGAAAACACUUCUCAAGCUCAUUUAAUAUAAUUUUUGGCAAAAGCAAAAACAUAAAAUCGUAAAAUUUAUUAGACAUAUUCUCACCGUUUCUUUAUGUCUGCUAAUUUAAUUUAAGGUAAAUAAAAAGUUAUUUUCUAUUCAUGUGAUAAUUUUUAAGUCAGGAAGAAUGAAGAAAAAUUGAUAAUUUCAUUAUCUAUUUCCUUUUCAUAUGUUCCGAAAGAAUGUUUGAGCUAUUUAAGGAUAAGUUGGAGAAUGAGACCGGAAGAUAGUUUCAUAAUUUGCAAUUAGUUUUAGUAUCCUAGAGAUUAUUAUUAUUGUCACAGUUUUCAUUAAAUGUAACUGUCAUUAGAAUAUGUUCAAAAUAAAAUAAAUAAAAUCGCCCACGGUAAAGAAAAGCGUUAUAAAAU
Messenger RNA from Clunio marinus, 3546 nucleotides. The record is from the annotation of a GenBank genome assembly. NCBI's taxonomy places the organism in Eukaryota, Metazoa, Arthropoda, Insecta, Diptera, Chironomidae.